Xyrauchen texanus (razorback sucker) is the source of this 3436-nucleotide messenger RNA. RefSeq names its product NOC2-like nucleolar associated transcriptional repressor (gene noc2l). The record is from RefSeq and is a predicted model, not a curated record. Gene Ontology annotation, biological process: ribosomal large subunit biogenesis; negative regulation of transcription by RNA polymerase II. Gene Ontology annotation, molecular function: histone binding; transcription corepressor activity. The transcript has 19 exons. NCBI's taxonomy places the organism in Eukaryota, Metazoa, Chordata, Actinopteri, Cypriniformes, Catostomidae. The coding region runs from base 32 to 2272 and encodes 746 amino acids. Gene Ontology annotation, cellular component: Noc1p-Noc2p complex; nucleoplasm; nucleolus.
AUUGCGUUCAUACGCACGUUUCUCAUCCAGCAUGGCAGGGAAAAACAAGAGGAAGUUGGAGAAUCUCAGUGUAGAUGAGUUCAUGUUGUCUGGAUUUGAUUCUGAGGAAGAUGACUCUGUGGAUGAAGAUUUAACACAACAGAAUGCGAAGAGUAAGAAACCUGCACCUCAGAAGAAGUCUGUCAAAAAGCAAGGCAAGGCAUCUGAUCACAAGGACCAGCUUUCUGCCCUCAAGAGCCAAGACCCAGAAUUUUACAAGUUCUUAGAACAAAAUGACCAGACACUUCUGAAUUUUGAUGACUCUGAUUUCUCAGAAGAUGAUGACGAUGAAGAGGAAAUGUACCACAAACUCCCCUCUCAACUGGAGGAUGCUAACUCGGAUGAUGAGGAUGAGAAAGAAUCAGAAACAAAAGAUGCAAAAAAGACUAAGACAUCUAAGGAAGGUAUCAAGAUCACAGAAGCAAUGAUUGAAAACUGGAGAAAAGGACUGAGGAAAGAGCCCACAUCACGUUUGAUUAGGGACAUCACACAAGCCUUCAAGGCUGCUGUGGCUACAACGAAAGGCGAGUCUGACUCUGAGGAGCUGUGUCGAUAUACCAUCUCAGACAGCACAGUGUUCAAUUCCCUCAUCCUGUUCUGCAUACAGGAGAUACAUACAUCGCUCCAUAGAAUGCUGAAUCUUAAAGCUCCAGAGAAACAUCAUAAGAAAUUAAUACUUCCAUCCUCAAGUCCCAGGUGGCAAAAUCUUCAGAUUGAUAUUAAGAUGUAUCUAGCUGGUGUUGUUCAGCUCCUAUCCAGUUUAACACAGUCCACAGUCACAGCUGCAGUUCUCCGCCACGCCAACCAGAUGGUGCCAUACUACCUGUGUUUGCCGAAACAGUGCAGAAACUUGCUUAAAAACCUGAUCAAACAGUGGAGCACAGGAGAGGAGACCGUUAGGGUCCUGGCCUUCCUGGCUCUCAACAAGAUCUGUCGCCACAAACAGGACGUCCAUCUAACCGCCGUUAUUAAGCAAAUGUACAUCGUCUACGUAAAGAACUGCAAGUUCACAUCGCCCAACACUCUCCCCAUGAUCAAUUUCAUGCAGAGGACUCUCACAGAGAUGUAUUCACUGGACACACAGGCUUCGUAUCAGCAUGCGUUCAUCUACAUCCGUCAGCUCGCCAUCCAUCUCAGAAGCGCCAUGAAUAUGAAGAAGAAGGAGAUUUAUCAGUCUGUGUAUAACUGGCAGUAUGUGCACUGUCUGUAUCUGUGGUGUCGGGUGCUGAGCACCAUUUACCCCAGUGACGUUCUAGAGCCACUGAUUUACCCACUUUGUCAAGUCAUCAUCGGAUGCAUCAAGCUUAUGCCCAUCUCACGGUACUAUCCUCUGAGACUACACUGUGCAAGAGCCCUUAUUCUACUCUCCAGCCGCACCAAGACAUUUGUGCCUGUCCUGCCCUUCCUGCUGGAGAUCCUACAGCAGGAAAACUUCAAUAAGAAACCAGGCCGCAUGAGUGUGAAGCCCAUCAAUUUUGCAGUGGUCCUCAAACUGAGCAAGGCCAAUCAACAAGAGAAAGCGUACAAGGAUGGUCUAGUAGAGCAGUUGUAUGACCUCAUCCUGGAGUACUUGCACACACAGGCCUGCAGCAUUGGAUUCCCAGAGCUGGCACUGCCCACCAUCAUUCAGCUGAAAGCAUUCUUAAAGGAAUGCAAAGUGGCCAAUUACUGCAAGCAGAUGCGGCAGCUGCUGGAGAAGAUACAGGAGAACUGCAGCUACAUCACAGCACGCAGACAGAAAGCUGCUUUCGGUGUGGCUGAUGCCACGGCUGUGGUGGCCUGGGAGAAGCAGGUAGUAGAGGAAGGGACUCCCCUCACUAAAUAUUACAGCCAGUGGAAGAAACUUCGUGAAAAGGAGAUUAAGCUGGAGAUUUCUGGAAAAGAGAGGAUGGAGGACUUGAAUCUCCCUGAAAUCAAACGUAAGAAGGCUGAAGAGAAGAAAGCUGACAAGGAGUUUAAGGGUCUCUUUGAAUCAGAUAGUGACCAUGAUGAUGACCUGUUCAAAUCCAAAGAGGAACAGGGCGACUCUGAUGGUGAAGAUCUUGAGGACCUCUCAGACCUGAGUGCUGAUGAGGAUGUGGACACCUCAGAGGAUGAUUCAGAUGGUGACCAAAACAAGCCCUCGACUUCUGAAGUUAAAUCACAGCGGAAGAUGUUGAGCACAGAGCUGAAGAUGGUGGCACAGGGAGAUGAUGAUAUGGUCGAGGACCUGGAGCUGUCUGAUCAGGACUAAAGUUACAGUGUUGUUUCAGACUGACAUUUCUAUUUCACAUACAGGCAUAACUUGCACCAUUAUUAAGAGCUAUGUACAGCCCCUCUUGUAGUGAUGUUUGCUUUUGCACCACUGUAUUUUUAAAUGUGUGAAUCUAAACAAAAAGACUUCUAAAUUCAUCUUCUAACAAUUCAUAUUCUAUCAAAUUAAAGAUCAUUCUUUAAAAAAAAAGUUUUCAAACUAUUAUUUACAGUUCAAGUCAAUUUUCACUUGCACAGUGUGAUGAUCAAUAAUUACUCCUUUAAGGUGAAGUGUGUAAUUUCUGUGCUACCAGUGGCCUAAAACGGAAUUGCAUUCUGUUUGUUUGAGCAGCCUGUUUGGGCCACAACUAAUGGCGUUUGUUCAAAACCACUCUAAAAUUAUAUUUCAUUAUUCAAUUACUGUUCAAUUCUAUUUGGUGCUAAAGUUACACUCUUCAUCUACAAUAAUAAAACAAAAAUCAAGAAUUUUAUAGAACGAUUAUAGUAUUUAGGGGUGGGGUAAAAAGUUGUUUUCACCUCAGGGUUUUGAAAUAAGGCACUGCUUGCUUUUAAAUGCAUUGAAUGGGCAGCGCAGAGGAGGGAGGUGUAGGCAGAGGGUUUGGCCCGGAACACCAGGCUGCCAAACUCGUAUCAUCCACUGCCAUGCUAUGCUGCACAGGUGGGAAAAGAGAAGAAGAAACAGAGGGCAGCCUGUUCUCUCGCCAAAACGUCUCCUUCAGUACUUUCACAAAACUUUCUGCAGGCUUGGCUCUUUUGAAAAGUUUUUAAGCUGCCAGGACUUCACACAGCUCAGGUUAUGGUGCAGGAAAUUAAAUGGAUUUAAACCAGGCUGAAUGUGUUAAAAUGAGCUGAGCAUACUCCACUCAUUGAUAGGGCUGGGUAUUGAUAUAGAUUUCCUGAUUUGAUUCCGAUUCAAAAGCUCUUGAUUCUGAUUCAUAUGGGUAUAUUUCAGUUAAAAUGUUUCUUUGUUUUUGGUUACAUAUGAAAGAAAUUCUCUCCCAGCUAAUGCUGUCAAUUAUACAGGGGACCUGUAUUAUACUAGGUACAUUACAAAAUGAUUAAUUUUACUAACUACUAUGUAUUAGUUUUUCAUCAGUUUGGUCACAUUUUUCAAAUCCAAUAGUCAAUAAAUAUAACAUUGAAU